This is a messenger RNA of Panonychus citri (citrus red mite), 9690 nucleotides long. Its product is annotated as fatty acid synthase-like. The record is from RefSeq and is a predicted model, not a curated record. NCBI's taxonomy places the organism in Eukaryota, Metazoa, Arthropoda, Arachnida, Trombidiformes, Tetranychidae. Gene Ontology annotation, biological process: fatty acid biosynthetic process. Gene Ontology annotation, molecular function: phosphopantetheine binding; fatty acid synthase activity; oxidoreductase activity. The coding region runs from base 892 to 7335 and encodes 2147 amino acids. The transcript has 8 exons.
AAUGUUUAUCAAGUGACCUUGAGAUCUUUGAAGGGAUUUAAAUGAUUUCAUGCAAUGAUGGCAGUGAAUUUGAAUUCCUGGUAUCUUCCUAUGUGCUCCAACAAACUAUUGCUACGGCCAAACUUUUCGAGUUGUCGGUUUCAUGUUACGAGUACCCACAUGUUUGAUAGCCAUUAGAGGUUGAAGUGUUAUUUUCCAAUUUUGUUUUCAUUUCUUUAUUAAUUGUUGUUGCGUCCGAUAUUUUUCCAUUUUUAAUAAAAUUGAGCUCGAGAGUUCUUGCAUCUCCUUUCUCCAGUGAAAUUUUAACGUCGGUGACCACAUUACCCGCCACGAUGCCAUAAGUGAAAACAAUCCAAUUUUGAUUAUCAAACACAUUGAAUAAUGUGAAAUUAAAACAAAUUGUUAAUUUCGUUUGAUGAAAUGAAAAUUUUAAUUCGUCAUUUUAUAAAUACGCACUUGGAUCUGAUGUCAAAUUAAAUUUUAAUUCUGAUUAAUUGCACAGUCAAAUUGAGCUUAGUAAAUGCAAUUUAAAGUUAAGCUAAAUCUCGUUUGGUGAAUUCGUCCCUCAUAAUUAGUGUUUCACAAUAUCGACAACAAGUAUUUGUUGAUUUUAAGUGUUACAUUUAAUUAUCGACUUAAUUAAACAACUAAUGUGAUGGUCAUAAAACUAAUACAAGUUUAAUUAAAUUUUCAUUCACGAUUAAAAGAGAAAUUAUUGAUUUGGAAUUUACUUAAUUAUAUUCGUUAAACAUUUAUAUUGUUUUGUAGAUAUUUAGUACAUUUGUUAAAUUACCAUUUCUACAAAAGAUUUUCACAGUUACAAGUUUUUGAAAAAAAUAUCGAGAUAAUUUUUUCACCAAUUCUUAAAAAUCUAAUCAGUUUGAUAUCAUCAUGGUUUUGUUACCAUACAACUCUCUGGUUAUAUCUGGUUUAUCUGGUCGCUACCCUGAGUCUCGAUCUUUGGAAGAGUUUUGGUCUAAUUUGGUGAAUGGACAUGAUGUCGCUACUAUUGAUGACCGAAGAUGGCCAACCACGAUACUUAAUGUACCUAAAAGGUUAGCGAAGGUUCCAAAUAUUGACCUUUUUGAUGCAGAAUUUUUCAAACUACCUCCGGUAACUGUAUCGGAAAUUAUUCCAACAAUUCGUGUUAUGCAUGAAGUUAUAUACGAAAUGUUCAUUGAUGCUGGUUUCGCUCCUGAUAGUUGGCUUGGUUCAAAAACAGGUAUUUUCGCUGGUGUUAGUGAGCGGCUUAUUGUACACAUUGAUGGGGCCCCAAUUUUAUUAGGUUGCCCUGAGAGCAUAAAUUGGCUGAGUUAUGUGUUUGACUUCAAGGGUCCAGUCCUUGAGGUGGACACUGCAUGUGCUGCUGGUGCUUCAGCUUUCGAUAUUGCAACAAGAAGCAUAUUGAAUGGUGAUUGUGACCAAGCGAUUGUUUUGGGUCAUAACCACUGCUUUUUCCCUUUUAUCGCUCAAUGUUUCAAUGAAUUUGGAAUGACCAGUAGUGAUGGUAAAUCAAAAUGCUUAGAUGCAAGUGCCAAUGGUUACCUUAGAUCUGAGAAUAUAGUUGCGGUUUUAAUCCAACGUAAAUUUCAUGCUAAAAGAAUAUAUGCAGAAUUUUUAAAUCUGCAAGUGAAUUGCGAUGGUUUCACGAAAGAAGGUAUCACCUUUCCACGGCUUGAAGGUCAAAUAGACCUUUUUAAACGAUUGUUUAAAGAUAUUCACUUAGAUCCUACAGACAUUGAUUAUGUUGAAGGCCAUAUAACAGGUACUAAGGCUGGAGAUCCAGUUGAAUGUAAAUCGCUAAUGGAAUCAAUGAGACCCAAUUCAGACAAACCUCUACUUCUUGGUUGCCUAAAAUCGAAUAUUGGUCAUGCUGAAGGUUCUGCCGUUCUAAAUGCGAUCUCGAAAGUCAUUAAGAUUUUCCAAACUGGAGUAAUUCCUGCUAAUUUACAUUUCAAGGAACCAAAUCCAAAUAUCGAUGGACUAAUUAAAGGAGUAAUCAAACCAAUUCUGGAAAAUACAAGAUUCAAUGGAGAUCAUAUUAUGGUAAAUGCGUUCGGCUUCGGUGGAGUUAACACUUCUAUUAUUUUACGGGCAAAUUCUAAAAGAACGGAGAAUAUUGACCUUAUUUUAACCUCUAAUAGAAUACCUCGUUUGGUGAACUUUAAUAACCGAACUUAUGAAGGGUUGGAAGCUAUUGUUAAAUUUGCCACCGAUCAAAAAGGAUCAUUAACGAAAUACACUUUGGCGCUUUUGGACAAUAUGAGUAAGAUCAGCUCAUCGAGGGGAUUCAAUCACCGUGGAUAUUUACUGUUGGACGAUGAACAAACAAUAACUCAUCAUACAUUAAAACGAAAUGUAACAACGGACGAAAUGUCCAUUUGGUUCAUUUUCUCUCCAAUUUUUAAUGUCUCUUCAGAAUCAUUUAUUCAACUGUUGGAAGUUCCUUUGAUCUAUUCAAGAAUAAGAUUAAUACAAUCGAACUCUUUGCGUUCAUUGGGAAUUGAUGUUAUCAAAAUUAUCGAAUCGAAUCAACAGGAUUUAGUUUCCUUCUUAAUUUCGUCAAUUGCAAUUCAAAUUGCUCUUUAUGAUCUAUUAGCUAAACAUUUGAAAAUUAAACCCAAAGGUAUAAUUGGUCAUUCGAUUGGUUUAAUUGCUGCUUCUUAUGCUGAUGGAUGUAUAACUGAUGUAGAUGCUCUGUUAAUCGGUUAUCAUAUUGGUGUCGCUUGUAAACAAUUUAAAGGAAAAGGAGCAAUGGCUUAUGUUAAUUUACCAUGGAGACAAAUCAAAGAGAUGAAUUUUGGUGGUAUUGAAAUAGCUUCAAAUGAAUCUGAAGAUUGGACAUUGGUCACUGGUAUCGAGGAUGCGAUUAAAAAGUUCAUCUCAUCAAUUGGACCUAAUGUUAAGACAAAUAUAAUUGAUACUAAAGGUAUUCCUUUUAAUUCAUCUCUUCUUGCAAAUGUAUUGCAAUCGAUUAAGUUUGAAAUUGACAAGUUUCUCUGGCCAUUGGAAAUCUCGUCGAGAUUGACUGCUUGUGAUGAUAAAGAAUUUUACAAUUUGAAUCUGAACGGAGAUCGUAUCGUUGACGGGCGAUUUUUCUCUGCCUGUGUAACAUCACCAUGUAAUCUGAGUGAUACACUUGAAAAACUUGAAUCAAAUUCUGUACUCAUCGGAAUUGGCUCAUACUUUGAGACGUUAAAACCAUCAAUCUUCUUACUUAACAAUCAAGAAAAGUUAGUAACUGUAAAUAACUAUGAACAACCAAUUCUAAGCCUUUAUAAAGCAAUUGGUCAAUUGUAUCUUUUUGGUUUUAAUCCAGUGAUUGAAUCACUUUAUGAUCAAAUUGAAUAUCCAGUUCCAAGAGAAACUCAGCCAAUUGGUCAUCUAAUCGCAUGGAAACAUGAAAAGAAAUGGUAUGAUGGUAAAUACGACAAAAACUCAAAGAAAAUAACUCAUCUAACGAAAAGUAUCGAUAUUCUUGAUCCAAAUUGGUUAUUUUUGAAUGGUCACCAGGUAGAUGGCCGAAUAUUAUUUCCAGCAACAGGUUAUCUUCAUAUAGCUUGGCAAAUGAUUUGUGCAAUUCUUGAUAUGAAGCCUGAUGAGAAUCCAAUAGAAUUUUAUCAAGUUCAAAUUCAUCGAGCAACACAAUUUACGUCAGGUUCAAAUGAAGUUAAGUUCGUAAUUAAGGUUAAUGAAGAUCUUGAAAAUUUCCUCAUCUACUUGAACGAGAGUAAAAAUGUUUGUAUAACUGGAAAGUUUCGUCUUGUUGAUAAACCAACAAUAGGAUUUCUACCUGUUGAUUAUAAGAAUAUCAAAGAAAACACAGAGAUAAUUCUUCAAAAGAAUGAUAUUUACAAGGAAUUCAGAACUCGAGGCUACGAUUAUUCAAGAUCAUUCCAAGGUAUUGAAGAAGCUUCUUCCAAUGGAGAUUGGGGUAUGGUCAAAGACACUGGACAUUGGAUUAGCUUUUCUGAUGCUUGUUUACAGGUUUCGUUAUUGGCUUCGAAAUCCCGUAAGCUGAUUGUUCCUGUUUACAUUGAUUAUGUUUACAUGUUUCCACCAGAAACAUUCAGUGCCUUCAGCGAUGAAACAGUUACAUCAGGUUCUGAUUCUACUAAAAGGAUUGGUGUUUAUUUCAAUCAAGAAACGGGAAUAGGAUCCACGAAUGGAUUCAUUCUGAAAGGUUUAGUUGGUGAAGCAAUUAAAAGAAAGGUGAACAUUGCUAAUCAUCAAAUUAGAAAUUUUCAUCAUAUUCCAUUUACUUCUAAUCAUAACUUGAUGGCAGAAGAAAUUAACAGACAACAUGAAUACAGUUCUCAGUGUAUGCAGUUGAUUGAAACUUUAGAAAGACUGAAACUCAAACAAUCCGAUAUUAUUGUUGAUCAUGACGAUGAACAUGGAUCAAAGUUCAGUGAUGGCUCUGAAGAUUCUUCUAAAAUCUUGAAACUUAUACUUAAAGAAACUAUCGAAAUGCUGAAAUCUCAACGAGCUGACGACGCUGUUGGUGAUUUGGACAUUGAUAUAACUUUGAAUCAGAUUUAUGACAAAUAUUCAGAGACUCUAAUGAAUGAUAAUCUUUUUCAUGAACCGGAAACUCUUUUAUUUGACCAAAUAACUAACAUCGUCAAAAGUAAUUCGAUUAAAAAUUCAAUCGCUAUUAUAUUCUACAAUUUCCAUGAUCAGUCAACUGGCUAUCGCGUAGAAAACUUCUUCAAUCAUUAUGGAUUCAUGACUUCGAGUUCAUACCGUAGAUCCGAUUCAGAGAAAGCAAAAUUGUCAGAUUUUUUAAUUGUUCGUGACAAGUCAACUUAUCUCAUGUACAAAGAUACCGAACCUGAGGUAAAAUGCAAUCAAUACGACCCAUUGUUGAAGAAUCUAUUUGAUUCACUGAAAGAAGGUGGAUUUUGUCAAAUUAUGACGAGAACUAAAUUAAGACCAGUUGAACAAGAAUGGAAACAGUUGAUUGGAAAUAAUCAACAGAUCAACUUUGAUUUAUCAACAUUAAAAAGUAUCGCAACCGAUGCUGGAUUCACUUGGAUAUGUCACAAGGAGAUGGUCGAUGAAGGAUAUUGUUCAGUUCUACUGAGACGUCCAUUCGCACCUAAUCCAGAUCAACAGGUAACAUUUAUCAGAGUGAAACUUGAUAAUAAUUAUGAUUGGAUUGAUAAGAUAAAAGAAUUGUCUAAAGAUAAGAAUCAUAAAAUCUGGUUAACUGGAGGUGGUUAUGAUAAUGGGUUAAUCGGCCUAAUCAUGUGUCUAUUCAAAGAUCCUCAAUAUAAUAAAGGUGAUCUCUCAAGUUUACGAUGGUUUCAAUCACAUCAUAGCAAUUGGACCCAUAUUCCUAAGGAUAAGCUCAUCGAAGAUCAUGAAAAGAUAAAAAUCUAUUAUGGGUCUUUGAAUUUCCGUGAUAUUCUCGUUGCAACUGGACGAGUUCCUCUCCGUUCAUAUCCCCUUUAUGAUAGUGAUCACUAUGAGCCAACGAUUGGUAUUGAGUUUUCAGGUAUCAAUUCAUCUGGUGAACGAGUUAUGGGUAUUUGUAGUUCUAGUGGAUUAGCAACUUCAUCGAUAAUCCAAUCAAAUUCAUCUCGUAUCCUUGUUCCAGAAAAUUGGACAUUAGCCGAAGCUGCAACAGUUCCUGUUGUCUAUUUAACAGCUUAUUAUGGUUUAAUUUCUAGAGGAAAUUUACGCUCUGGUGAAAGUGUUUUAAUUCAUGCAGGUUCAGGAGGAGUUGGUCAAGCAGCUAUUUCGAUAUGUCUAUCAAGAGGCUGUCAAGUAUUUACUACAGUUGGAACACAAGAGAAAAAGGACUUCAUUAAGAAACGUUUUCCUUCAAUCGAUGAGGAUCAUAUUGGUGAUUCUCGAUCGACAUCAUUUGAAGAUAUGAUUAUGAAGAUGACCGAUGGUCGAGGUGUUGAUUUGGUUUUAAACUCACUUUCUGAUGAUAAACUAAAAGCUUCAAUCAGAUGCUUAUCAGAUUUCGGUCGCUUCAUCGAAAUUGGCAAAUAUGAUAUGAUCCAAAACACGAAAAUGGAUUCACAAUUCAUAGAUUUCAACAAAACGUUUCAUGCUUGUUGCUUGGCAUUUCUGCAAGAUGAUGUGUUCGUCAAGAUGAUUCCUGGUCGGAUAAAAGUUUGGAAUAACCUCAUUGAGAUGUUGAAAAAGGAAUCGAAUCAGGUGAAGUUGUACCUUUACCGACAACAAUAUUCCAAAUACGGACUUUUCGAGAAUCAAACAGCUGAGACAUUCGAUGAAGCUGUCAAACCAAAAGCGAUCGCAUGUCGUUAUUUGGAUCAACUAACUCGAUCUUUAUCCUACGAUAUCGAUUAUUUCGUAUGUUUCUCAUCAACAGCAGUUGAGGUUAAAAGUAUUGUCCAGGCCAAUUAUUGUUUCGGUAAUACGGCGAUGGAAAAUAUUUGCAGGAAGAGAAGAUUAGAUGGACUACAUGGUUUGGCUAUUCGAUGGGGAGCAGUUGGUGAUGUUGGUACAAUUGUCGAAAAGAAAGUGCGUUCGAAUGCGAUAGUAAAAUAUCUUGAGCCAAUUCGCUUGAAUUUAGCAUUUGAAUCGCUCGAUAAGACGUUAUGUUCAUCAGCUGAUGAUUAUCUUUUCACCAUAGUUUCAUUUUCUGAUAACAAGAAUAUAACUUUAUUAGGAAGUGAAACUUCAUUGAAACAGAAAAUUUUUCAUAUUCUUGGUAUAAAAGAUUCAACCAAAGUCGAUCCUCAAUCAAGUUUGUUUGAACUUGGUCUUGAUUCAUUGAUGGCAGUUGAGAUUAAACAAGCUCUUGAUACCGAUUACGAUUAUUCAUUAACAACUCAGGAAAUUAGAGACUUGAAAGUUUGCAAAUUGAAUGAACUUGAAAAGAAAUUGAAAAAAUCAGAGAAGAAAAAAAUUAACUCUCCUGGAUCAUUACCUGAGUAUAAAAAUAUUCUCAUGGUUCCUCAGCAUUUGUUUAUCCCAUUGAAUCACAAUGGAUUUGGAGCACCAUAUUUUUACUUCCCUGAUUUAUCAGGUCAAUUCAAUGUGAUAUCUCCGGUGUUUGAAUCACUAUCGAAGCCGGUGAUUGGCAUCAGCUGGACCAAAGAUUGUCAGAGCCUCGACUCGAUUGACGAUAUUGUCAAUUUCUAUGCAGAUUCAUUGAUGAACAAAUAUCCCGAUGAAAAGACAUUCAAUCUAAUUGGUUACUCACUUGGUGGUGUAUUAGCCCUUAAAGUGGCCAUUGUUUUACAGCAGAAAUUGGGUCAAAACUUUUGUCAGAAUCUCAUCAUGAUGGAUUCAACCCCCGAAAUUAUUCACAACAAGAUAGAAAAUGUUUAUAAAAAGUACGAGGAAAGAUGAAAGUACAAUAUUCACAUAUUGGACAAUGGAUUGUCUAUCUCAGUACAUUAAUAUCGAUGAAAAAGUCGAAGUUGAAUCGAAACUAUUGGAACUUAAAACGAAACAAGAAAAAUUGGAAUUUUCGACUUCGUUUAUCAAUCGAUUAUCAUCCACUGAAUUUGAUGUCAAUCAUAUAAGUGAAGCGAUUGACCUUUUCACGGAUAAAAUACUGAAAACAAGAACUUUAAUUGUUGAUGGAAAGUUCAAUGGUGAUAUUGUUCUGAUUCGAGCCACAGAUUCGGAUGAAAGCAAUUCUGAUUAUCGACACUUAAAAGACUAUGGACUGUCCAAAUAUACAAAUGGAUCUAUUGAGGUAUUGAAAUUGAAUGGAAAUCAUGACAAUUUCAUCCUGAAUAAUCAACAACAAAUCACUAAUCAUUUUGAAGAAAACAUUCAAAAGAAUCGUUGGUAACGAUUAACGAUCCUGGUUUCCAAUUGUUUCCAAUGCUGAUUUUUAAUUUUCUCGUGAUCACAAAUCGUUUAAAUCAAUUAACUUAAUCUCUGGUCAAGGUUUUGCUUAGUUACUUAGUUAAUCAUUUUUCUUAUUUUUAGAUUUAAUUGCAAAUCAAGUGGAGCAAUUAACUUAAGCUAUUUUAUUAAUAGUUUUAUCAUCGUUUUGGUUUGUUAAUAGUUAAUCAUACAGCAAUAUUGAUGAUGGUGGUGAACAAUUAAACAACAAUAAGUUACUUACUUAUCUAAUUGUUACAAGAAAACGAUUGUAAUUAGUGGGUUUACAUUUUAUUUUAUCCUUGAUUAGGUGGAAAAAAAAUACUUGAUUGUUAUUGUAUUAUUUUUUUGUGCUUUAAUUGACUUUCACCAUCAUUCAAUUGCUUGAUUAGUUUAAUCACCAGACUUGUAAUUGAUUGAUACCAAUCAAAAUAGAAUCAUAUUAAUCUGAUUAGAAUGAGCAAAUAAAAAAAUUAACAACAACAAAUUGUAACAUUGACACAAUACAAUUAAUGAGUUUGUUGUUUUUGAUUACGUGACAGUCAUCAAGUUUCACUUUAUAUUCACCUUGAUCUUAAUUGUUAAUCAAUAAUAAAAUUCAAUUUGUUUAAUUCAUUUUAGAAUAAAAAAAAAAUUAUUUCCAAUUUUCUCUUCUUGAACUUGAAUUUUCGCGCUUCAUUUCUUGUGGAUUUUGUUUUGAUGUUUUGAUCCUUUUGUUUACAAUUUGGGUUCCAUUUGAUUUCGAGACUUAUUAAUAUUAUCGCUUUUAUUAAAUUGUUUCUUUUAAUUAGUGAAUCAUCAGUAAUUCUCUCGUGACUAAUUAAUUUGCGAAUUGGGUAAGUAUCUUGUUUCAUUUCCAUUCGAAUUGAUUUUAUAACAAUUUGUUUGGCUCAUAAUUGAUUCUCAUUUGGUAUAUUCACUUUGGUGUUUUCUUGGCUUCUAAUUACAAACAGUUAUUAAGGUUGAUUAAGAGGAUAAGAUAAGAGUUAAUGUUUACAAUUUGAUUGUUUUCGAUGAGAACGAGAUGAGGUAAUCAAUUGAUUGUUUUUUACUUAGCAAAUUGAUUUCUAAUGUGUUUAUGUGAUUUUGUGUUGUAGUAAGCAAAAAGAAAACACAUCAGAUGUUGGGGAGAAAAACAAUAAUCAAGAGAGAUUUUUUUUCAAUUUAAUUAGAGUUUAAUUGCUAAAAGGAUUGUGAAAAUGAUUAAAUUGUUGUAGAAGAUGAUUGACCCAAGAAAAUGAUGAAUAGAAACUAAAAGGUAGACAGAGAGAAAGAAUCAUUUUUCCCCUUUUUCCUUCAACUUUCGAUUCUUUGUUCAUCUUGUCUCUUUCUCAUUAUCUCUCUCUCAAUUUGUCAUCAUGUUGUUGUUUUUGUUAUUAUCAAUUCUCACUUGAAAUCUCGUGAUGAGGAAAAUGAGAGAGAGAGAAAUAAAGUAGCUCACCAGUGAGCUAUGAGAGUGAGAGUGAGAGUGGAAGAGGGGAGAGAAUAUAAAACUAUCACCAUCUCUCUCUCUCUCUCCAUUAACUCAAGUGUAUAAAUAGAAAGAAAGAAAAAUCUAUCAAUUCAAUUUGUUCUUUUGGUGUUUUUUAUCUGUAUAACCAGAAUUUCCUCUUUCUCUGUUCAAUUUCUCAUAAUAUUCACCUCAUCUUCUCAAUCUUCCAUCUUCUUAUCCUCCAGUAUAUUUUCUCUUGUGUUUAUUAAUCUCUUUGUGCUUUUACAUUUUCUGUUCUUUCUCUCUCUUUUUUCUCUCUUUUUCUCUUUCCAAGGUCUUCCAUUUACUUUUCUUCUCUCAUCUGGUUCAAGUCAUGAAUUCCAAUACUGAUAUGGUUGACAAAUAUGAUCGAUACAAUUUCGACUACGACAAGAAAC